This is a messenger RNA of Parnassius mnemosyne (clouded apollo), 2605 nucleotides long. NCBI's taxonomy places the organism in Eukaryota, Metazoa, Arthropoda, Insecta, Lepidoptera, Papilionidae. The record is from the annotation of a GenBank genome assembly.
AUAAUCAACUACGUUUAAUAGCACCAUGUAACACAAAAGCAGGCCACUUAAAACAGUUACCAUAUUCUGUUUGAGAUUAAAUACUUCCAAUUAGUGAUGGCAACUCGAGUUCCGCUUAACUCGUGUAACUCGAGUUGGAUCUUCCUAACUCGAGUUUGGGCUGAUGAACAUGAACGGAUCAAGUGAGCCAGCAAAAGAGUAAGAGCGUGAUUCGUUCAUUGUAUGUGCGCUUUGUGUUUCAAAGAGUAUUUAGCUACAACCAAAACAAUUUGUUAGGUAUUUAGAAUUUUAUAAUAGCUAAGUUACAUAUGGUAUUUAAUUUCUUUUAUAAUUUUGAUUAAUAAUGAUCAAUUUAGUUAUGUAAGUCACAUAACUACUAAAUGUAACAUUUAACUAACAAUAAACAUUUUGAAUUACAUGGAAGAGUCAUUCUGCAGCACUGUGAUUGCAGCACGAAUGGGUCUGCUCGACCAGGGUAAGACCAUGCUCUCACAUUACCAACGUAAAAUAGCGGCUUAAUGCUACUGUGUUUCGUAUUAUAAGAGUAGAGAACCGGAGACCCUAAUACAGGAAACAAGCAAACAAGGCAUUCCAUCUCAGUCCUCAUGUGUGAUAACGCAUUUUGCAUGCGUUUGCAUUUUGAUUUUUAAAUUGAGGAUAAAUGUAGAUGUCAAUGACCACAGCAUCCACUUACCAUCAGGUGGACUGUGUGCUCGUUUUUCGCUCUUAAUCUUUAUUAAAAAAAGGAAAUUGAAUAAAUUUGAAUUUAUUUAAGAAUAUUUUGUCUGUGAUAUUUAAACUAUUAAUAGCUUAUGUACCUACAUCUUAAAGCUAGGCUAAUAUUGUUUCAUGAAGACUGCUAUAUAGCUAGUUUUGUUGUUAAAUGCGGGUACUUAUUAUAACUAAGACUUAAACAAAAUUUGUAAUCAAAUCAUUUACUCUGUUUCGUACUGCUAACUCGAGUUGCGUAACUUGAGUUUAAACUCGAGUUGCGUGAAUUUCAACUCGAGUUAACUCGAGUCGUAAUUUUUCCGAGUUGGUACAUCUAUAUCCUAUUUAGCUUGCUGUUGACAAUACAUAUUUAUUUAUCUAUGAUUUUAUCCGUUAGGACAGUAUUCAAAACAAUAACGACGCUUUUAACGCGAUUUGCUAGUUCUAAAACAUAAAAAGUUGUAAAUAAUAUGUAUAAAAACAAAAUCAAAGCUUAAGUUUUUAAUUAUAAUGGUGUAACCUUAAAUUCUGUAAGAAUUUUAUUAUCCGUAAAAUAUGACUGACAGUGAAGACGACUUACUAUCAUAUAAUGCUUCUAGUGUGCAAAAUGUGGGGACGGUAUGUUUUGAAAUAUCUAAUAAUUGAAUUUAUGAUCAAAACAGUUUUAUAAAAACUGUCCGUUUAUUAUUAUUAAAAUUAAAUCUUUAAUAUAAUAAAACUUUAUUUUUCAGACGAUUCAUGCCAAAGGCCCAAAUAAUAAUACAAACAUUAGUAGUUUUCAUUUUAGAAAUAAUUUUCAUACAUCGACAAUGCACCCCCCAUCGAUUAUGCUCCCUCGAAAUUUUGAGCGUCAAAAGUAUGGAGAUUUUGAUCAACGUAGCCUUUAUUAUAGAAGGGAAACUUCACCAAUGUCCUUGCGAAGUGUGCCAGACUUAGGACCGCGCAAUUUUCAAAUUCCUUAUAAUUAUCGUGGUGCGAGCUAUCAACGAUCUAUUUAUAAUGGCAGAAGCGGUUCACCAACCUCUGUAAGGAGCAUAGACACAAAUGCUAGUGUUAGUGCUACUGAUAUUGCACUCGCAUUUAAAAACGGAAACUUCAAUAAACAUGAUUUACGUUUGAUAAAGGAUGCCUAUAAUAAAUUUUUAAAAAUGAGAUUACGGAAAAGAAUUGAGAAAAGACGUAACCAUACACUGUUUUUGAAAAGUACACGACGUAAAACUGAUGAUGAUUCAGGAGAACAAGGAAGUGAUUCAUCUAUAAGUAGUGAUGACUGCAGAUCAAUAAGAACUGCUAUUUAUAAAGAGAACAUUCCCCAUUAUAAAACACUUAAUACACGUCGGACAAAUAUUAGAACAAUUAUAAAUGAAAGUAAUAUAUAUAGGGACUGUACAGAUAAUAUAAGACAAAAUCAUUUUAAGAAUUUGUUUUCUGUUGGCACACCUGCUUCGCAUAAUGCAAAUCAACAAAAAACCCAAAAUAUGUCUCCUGAAAAAAGUUCUUUUAUAAAAGAUAGAUUUCAAAAAAAAAUCCUCCUACCUUCUCAAAGAUUUAACAAGCAUGCUAAUGGCAUUACAUUCCCAGAAGCUUCAAAUUCAGAAAACACAGAUAAAUAUAAAGAAAGCUGUAACAACAAACGAGUAAUAAUGCAAAAAAAGGGACUAAUCAACAAUAAAAAUCAAGAAAUAGAAAGUGAACAAGAAGAAAUUUUUUCAGAAAUAACUGCUAGUGAACAUAUUAAUUCUUGUUAUAAAAGAAAUUUGGAUGUAGAUGAUUCACAAGGCAGUGCUUAUAAGAAAUGUAAAGUGUCGAAAUCUCAUGUACCAAAAGGAUGUGUUAAAAAUGUGCAUAAUGAUGCAGAAAUUGAUUUUGUAUUUGCAAAGCCAAAGAUGCCUGU